AUGGCGGACUCCACUUACGAGUCCUCGCCGCACGAGGCAGAAGAGGAGAAGCUACUGGCCGAAGAAGUUGCCGACAUAUCGAGGACGGCUGCACGAAGUCCGAAUGCGCGCGUCCUCUCCCGAUCACUGUGGCUGUUCUCGUACCUACCUUUGCUAGGUGCUUUGGUCUAUCUCGCCACUGCUUUAGGAGCGGAACGAGGGAGAGCUACCAGCUAUGAGGUCGCAGGUGAUGUCGAUGGCAUCGUACCAAGAUUUUCACAACAAAUCGUCACGCUCCGACCAGAUGCACGAUACGUAGGUGAUGUGACCUCGCCCACGUUCAAGGAAGACACAAAAGAUCUAUGGCUCUCCCUCGUGCCUAGAGGCUUGGGCUUCGUUGAGAUCAACAAACCAGCACAAUAUCCUGCUCUAGCAGCGCCGUACAUGAAGUACAACAAGACAGUCUACACAACCUCAGUCACGCAUCAACUGCACUGCCUAUACAUGAUCAUGCACGGCUUCAACGAUCUGGCCCUCAAAGGCUCAUUAAAAAUGGACAUGGAUGCCGACGAAGGUCUGACGCGGGAAGGCGAGGAUCCUGCAGACCAUCUGGCUCAUUGCUUCGACUAUUUGCGUCAAGCGAUCAUGUGUCACGGAGAUACUGCAUUGGAGGGUCUGCAGACGACUUUCGGACCAGAUGUCGGUGGAAGUGAUGGGUGGAAUACUCAGCAUGUGUGUAAGAGGUACGAUGAGGUUUAUCAAUGGCUGGAGGAGAAGAGGAUUGAUGAUCGAGUAUGGAUAUGA
Recurvomyces mirabilis is the source of this 783-nucleotide messenger RNA. RefSeq lists its product as uncharacterized. Gene Ontology annotation, biological process: mycotoxin biosynthetic process. The transcript has 3 exons. NCBI's taxonomy places the organism in Eukaryota, Fungi, Ascomycota, Dothideomycetes, Mycosphaerellales, Teratosphaeriaceae. The coding region runs from base 1 to 783 and encodes 260 amino acids. The record is from RefSeq and is a predicted model, not a curated record.